AAGCAACCAAUGCUCUAACGGGUCAUCGUGACGUAAUGUGCAAUGUUUCUGAGUCGCUUGUGGUCAGUGCAGUAUUUUGUUUUCUCGUGAGUUGGGAUCCUUAAAAUAUUGAAGGAUUUAUUUAUUCCUGUGUAAAGGUGAUAUACCGAUUUUAUUUCAGAAUUUAAGGCUGUACUAUGGCUCGUACCAAACAGACUGCCCGUAAAUCUACUGGAGGUAAAGCUCCUCGUAAGCAGUUGGCUACAAAAGCUGCUCGUAAAAGUGCACCAUCCACUGGAGGUGUUAAGAAGCCCCAUCGUUACAGACCUGGUACUGUUGCUCUUCGUGAGAUCCGUCGAUACCAGAAGUCCACUGAAUUGUUGAUCAGAAAAUUGCCCUUCCAGAGAUUGGUCAGAGAAAUUGCUCAGGAUUUCAAAACUGAUCUCCGUUUUCAGAGUGCUGCUAUUGGAGCCUUGCAGGAGGCAAGUGAAGCAUACCUGGUUGGACUGUUUGAAGAUACAAAUCUGUGCGCCAUCCAUGCAAAACGUGUUACCAUCAUGCCUAAAGACAUCCAGUUGGCCCGGCGAAUCCGUGGUGAACGAGCAUAAGACAUUGAGAGAACAUUUGCAUACCCACUUUCAUCUCAAGUGUAUAACAUUCAUGAACGAUAGCCUUUUAUAUGAUAUAUACUGACUGGUUCUUGUUUUAAAACAUCACAAGAUCAUUUUUAAGAUAAUCUUCUUAAGUUAUUUACUACUCUCGUGUACACAAGCAGCCGAUGUCGGGAGUAAUGUGUUAGUUUGGUAUUGAAUUGUUAGAUUGUGUAGUUGUGUCACAUAUAAUCUGAUUUUAAUGUUUCACUUUGUCCAUUGUAUGUGGCUUUUGUCCCCCCAGUCUCAGCUGCUUGUUUUUCUUUCUUUUUGAGGAAUGUGUGUCAUGAAAUUGUUAUUAAAAAGAAAAUGGUCCAUGUUUACUGCAUACACUGCCAGCAUAAUUUCUUAUGUUCAUAGCCCAUGUUCUCUUUUUCACUGAACAUUAGUCACACCAUCUCAUGUCAAAUACCUUUUUGUGGUUUUUAAAAUUCAUAUGUAAUGGCAGUAUUUGUUUGAGUAGACAUUAUUAUAGUUUGUGGUCAAAUAAAUGAUUACAUUCCGA
This is a messenger RNA of Argiope bruennichi, 1134 nucleotides long. Its product is annotated as histone H3.3A. Lineage: Eukaryota; Metazoa; Arthropoda; Arachnida; Araneae; Araneidae. Bases 177 to 587 code for a protein of 136 amino acids. The record is from RefSeq and is a predicted model, not a curated record. Gene Ontology annotation, cellular component: nucleosome. Gene Ontology annotation, molecular function: structural constituent of chromatin; DNA binding; protein heterodimerization activity. The transcript has 3 exons.